ACACACACCAGUACCACAGAGUCCCAGGGCAGCGGGAGUGGGAGUCGGCAGGGAUUCCGUCCUGGAGGAAUCAGGUGCUGUUUGUCACCUGGGUAACCAUGUCUCCAUGGACAUCACAAGCAGCUCAUCGGCCUGUCUGUGCCAAGUCAAGCUGAUCUGAAGUCAGUAGAUGUUACGUCAGUGGGCUUAGACACACCGAGACACUUGGAGUCAGAGUCAAACACGUAGCUGCAGAUCCAGUGGUCUCUUUUUGUGGCUGAGAACAACGGUUGCCAUUAAACAUUACGGAUGACUGACCUGACUGCAGAUCAACACUCUGUCCACUCACUGUGGGGUGACUCAGAUGAGUACUACAAGGAAUAUCUGCACAGCUUGUUUGGAAAAUCAAUUGCUGAGUAUUUCCUCAGCUCCUCCUACCUGCCCAGCAACACUCCCGGAUGGUACACGGAGAUAACAGACAGCAUGAGAGGUCAGAUAAGUGCCAAGGCAUUAUGGGACACACUAAGACAACGCUCUACAAAGAUUCUGGAGGAAACGGAGACUGAAACCUCUCAGGCUGAGAGAAUUCUAGGUGAUUGGAAUUUGCUGAAGAGACAGGACCAUCUGCUGCGCCUUUCAGGGCUGAGGUUCCUGUACCGCAAUGCUCAGUAUAACCAGGCCUACUCCACCCUCCUGCUGCAGCGCAGAGUUCAGUCCCCCCUUGGUAACCUGGACAUGACCGACGGACCGGGUCAAUAUCUAACAGCAGAGAAAUCAUUGCUGAAAGAAUAAGGAGAGGACCUCGCUGUUUAAGAGUAGCUCUCUUCAGUGAUGAAGGUUACUCAACUCUCAUGUUAAUGGCAUUCUGAAUGCUGAAAUACUAGGGUGUGGUGUGGUGUGGUUUGUAACAUGGUACCAAUUUUUGUUUACUGUUAGCACAGAACACAAUACAUUAAAAGAGUGGACCUUUCACUUUCAGAAAGUAGUCAGGACUUUUUGUGCUCCAUAGCUUGUUCUACUUUUAAUGUUAUUUAGAAGUUAGGUUUAAAUAGAAAUUCCCACUGAGUGUACAUAUGCAGUGAGUGUGUGGAGACAUCAGUGUGUUCAUGUGAAAUACAGCACAUGUAUUAGCGUCUCAUUGCCAUGAGGAGGCAGAAGAUCAUCACUGUAAUGAGGACCGAGUUCACUGUUCCCUGUUUCUUGAACAUAAAUGUUGUCUUGUGAUUAAUUCUUGCUAUCUUUAAGCCUUAUUUAUACAUUAUAUAACCUUUUUGUUGCCAGACUAUGUUAAUCAGGUCAGUUGUGUAAUAAAACUUUAUCAGGUAUGACAUGACAUGUUUACCAGAGUUUAGUAUACAUAGGACAGGAUUUUAUAAUUGUAAAAGUAAGCAAAGUAUCCAAAACAAACAAACAAACAAAAAAAAACAUUUUCUUGUUGUUGUUAUUGAUUGUUUGGGUUUUUUUUUUUCAUUUUCAUUUUGGGGGACAUUUUAUCUCAGGUAUUAACCAUUAAGUAAUGGAACAAUUAAGACAUGAGUCAAGGUUUUAAAUUACUCAAAAGAGAAGGAGAAAUUAUUUCAGUGACACAUAACCUCAAGUGCAAUGC
Messenger RNA from Hemibagrus wyckioides, 1585 nucleotides. RefSeq lists its product as uncharacterized. NCBI's taxonomy places the organism in Eukaryota, Metazoa, Chordata, Actinopteri, Siluriformes, Bagridae. The transcript is spliced from 5 exons. Bases 289 to 771 code for a protein of 160 amino acids. The record is from RefSeq and is a predicted model, not a curated record.